CAUCUCUACAUGAACUCGUCUUAUAAAUAGACGAUAUUGCAGAUCAGCACACACACGGCAUUCCAAUCAUUCCGUCUUCCGACUUCACUUUCACUUUUACGACCGACGGCAACCUCCAAGCUUCAAAAUGUCGAAGUUAUCAAAAGGCGAGAUCGAAGACGCUCGUGAGGUCUUUGACCUUUUUGAUUUCUGGGAUGGUCGGGACGGAGAUGUAGACGCAUGCAAGAUCGGUGAUGUGUGUAGAUGUCUAGGAAUCAACCCAACUAAUGCUGUUAUCAAGAAGAAUGGCGGAACAGAAAAGAUGGGUGAGAAAGGCUACAAAUUUGAAGAUUUCCUUGCUUUUUAUGAAACUGUCCAACAACAGACAGAACAGGGUACAUACGCCGACUACAUGGAGGCUUUCAAAACUUUCGACAGGGAAGGUCAGGGUUACAUUUCCGGAGCUGAGAUGAGACAAGUAUUGUCUUCAUUAGGUGAAAAAUUAACAGACGAACAAGUCGAUGACAUCAUUAGACUUACAGAUUUGCAAGAAGAUUUAGAAGGAAACGUAAAAUAUGAGGAAUUUAUAAAGAAAGUGAUGGCUGGCCCAUACCCUGACUAAAUGAACAGAGGAUCUCAUAAUAACAAUAAACUCUUACAAAUUUUCAUCUGUGAAACAGUAUCAAAAUUCUUCUCAAGUUAGGUCUUACAAAAUGUCACUGUAGCCUUUCUGUUACUAAGGAGGUUGUAUAACCAAAAUAAAACAUAUGCUGUCAAUAAUUUAAAUAUAUCUUUCAAUUUUCAACAAGCCGUCCUUUCCAUUUUGUAAGACCUAAUUUUUUCAUAAAUAUGUAUUUUGCCGUGUGUUAUUGUUCAAUUUUAAUGUUAAUUUGCAAAAUAACCGGUACCGGUUAAGCUGACGUCACGUUUGGUUUCAGAUGACAUCAUUUCCGAAUCAUUUUGAUUCGCAGUUGUACAGAUAUAUAUAAUUGUAAAUUAAGAAUGAAUGGGAAGGACAUGUAAAGCGGAUAUCCUUUUUGCAUCUUCUAUGUGUGUAAAAUAGUGAGAUAUUUAUUAUUAUUUAUUAUUAUUUUCCCAUUAAAAGCCGUUUCCUUAUGAAA
Molecule: messenger RNA, 1100 nt
Organism: Mytilus californianus (California mussel)
Lineage: Eukaryota; Metazoa; Mollusca; Bivalvia; Mytilida; Mytilidae
Product: myosin essential light chain, striated adductor muscle-like
Exons: 6
Coding region: 128-601 (157 amino acids)
Cellular component (GO): muscle myosin complex
Molecular function (GO): calcium ion binding
Source: RefSeq, a predicted model, not a curated record